UUCUUGACAGGUAUGAUGUCAGUCACGAUCUACAGUUUGGUUUGGAUUGUUAUUCCGAAUCUGAUGACAUCACUGGGUCACCCACAACAUUCCGACAUUGAGAAAUGCAACAUUCACCACGAAGCCAAUGAAACAACAGUGGACUGUUCACGUCGUGGUUUCAACCGAGUCCCACAAGGAGUUCCACGAAACACAACAGUCCUUAACCUGGGUACCAACAACUUACCAAGCCUCAAGAAAGGAUCACUCCCCAACCUUCCUUUAUUACAUACACUGCUCAUGAAUGAUAACAACAUAGAGUUUCUGGAGGAAGGUGCUCUGCAAAGCCUACCUGCCCUUCAAGAACUAAACUUGGAUGGGAAUAAAUUGAACUUUUCUUAUUCCUCUCUUCCUCUUGGGACAUUCCAAAACCUGACAUCUCUGACAACACUCCAUGUGAGCAGAAUGAAGAUGCGGUUUACGUCAUUGACAUAUCCCGAUGCUACAUUUGCUGAUCUUCACCACCUCGAGUCACUGAUCAUUGACGGGGCUGGAGAACCUGUGUUUGGACCUGGCUUUGCACAGAUGAAGAGCCUGAAGAGUCUGAGUUUUGGAUCACAAUGCCUUAUCAGACGUUUGGGGAAAAACUCAUUUGUCAACUUCAGGGAAGCACCUGUCAGGGAUCUGUCAUUGUCAGCAUGUAGCAUUCUUAAUUUUCUGGAUGACAAUGUAUUCUUUCCUCUUCAUAAACUGAAGUUUCUGCUUGCAAGAGAAAUUGCUCCCUUUGGCCUGCAUGAGUCUUUCCUAAGCUUAAAAGGACUCAGUGGAAGGAACAUGACCGAAAUAGACUUUACACAUGUGAGUACAUAUCCUGUCACUGUUCAAGGUGUUAUGAAGAACCAGACUCUCGUGCUCAUGUCUGAGAUGACACGUUACCUUAAGACUAUGUGUGUUGAGCGACUGAUUCUAAGGAAUAAUGACAUCGUGGUCAUUGAAAGUAGUGCGUUAUUGAAGGAACCGUUUCAAAGUUGUAUAAAAUAUCUUGAUCUCAGCCACAAUUCUAUAAAAGGUGACCCUAGCUUGUUGUUUCAUUUCCCUGCAUUUGUUAACCUAGCUGUACUGGAUGUGUCAAAUCAGGUAUAUCAAGCGUAUCAUGGUAAUGGACAAGAUAGACAGUCCAAAGACUUAGCAAAACUAACCUCUAUUGGAAACAUGACACUUUUUCUUCCUCCAUCUUUGGAGAAACUUUUAUUAAGUGGUUCAGGAGCACAUGGAAGAUCUUUAGAGGGAACUAACAUGUGCUUUCUGGGAGGUAAUAACUUGUGGUAUUUGGAUCUUUCCUAUUCUGCCAUAAUAACGGAUAACGCACGUGUCUUUGGCUUGGAGCAUGUAAGAUAUCUUGAUUUAUCAGGCAAUUUCUUUCAGAAAAUACCGUUGACAUUUUUUCAGUCAUUCCCAAACGUCAUGACACUGUAUCUGGAAAAUAUUCAUUUUGAUACUGAUUUGAUGUCUAACAUGAGUUCACAAAUAUUGUUCAGUCCUCUCAAAAACGUCCAUUCUUUAGACUUAUCCCAUAACGCUUUUUAUAGAAUGUAUGCUCAGAUUUUCGGGAAUCUUAAGACUUUAAAACAUUUGAACCUAAGCCACAACAUGUUUGAAGAUGUUCCUAUUGAAUUGUCUGGAAUGUUGAGCAUCUCUCAAAUUGAUCUUUCAUUUAAUUCUAUCAGUUUUCUGAGGGUCAACACCAGAACAAUGUUAGAUCAAAGGGUUCUUGUUUCCCAACCAAUUUCACUUGACCUCCAUGGGAAUAUCCUGUCUUGUGGAUGUGGAACCCUAGACUUUCUGACAUGGAUAAUUGACACAGAUGUCCAGUUUCGACACUUCGAUUCAUACAGCUGUAUCAACACUGAGGGUCAGCUCAUUAAACUUUCAAAUAUUACCAGUUCCUUUAGGAGACACUGGAGAUCUUGCUAUGGUAGAUUUUGGCUUGCCUUUUCAGUUUGUCUGAUGUGUGUACUGAUUUCUGGUCUUGUCGUUUGUCAUUUGGUGUUGAAAAACACCAUUUCUUUAAAAUACUGGAUAUUGAGGUUGAUAGGGUUUGAUUAUUUUGUACCACGAAGACAAGAUUUUAAGUAUGACAUAUUUAUUUACUAUUCUCAACAUGAUGAUUAUCAAUGGGUGUGUACUACGUUUCUACAGAAAGUAGAGGUAGAGAAAGGUCUGCGACUUUGCAUACCAGACAGGGAUUUCGAUGUGGGCGUUUGUGCAGCUGAAGAAAUUAUUAAUUGUAUUCACAACAGCUGGAAGACUGUCCUGUAUAUAACAGAGACCUUUCUUCAGGACGAAAUGUGUUCCUUUACACUCUCAUCUGGGGUCUAUGCAUGUAACAAUAACAUGCCCAAGAGACUAAUACUUCUAUAUUCCGACACCAUCUUGCAUCACCCUCUACCACCAUUACUCACUCAGCUUCUGGAUGGAGAUAAUGUGUUUGUUCUGGGAGAGCUGGUAGAAAAUAGAGCCUGGCAACGAUUCUUUGAACAUGUGUUGAAGUGGAUCUGA
Molecule: messenger RNA, 2538 nt
Organism: Haliotis rubra (blacklip abalone)
Lineage: Eukaryota; Metazoa; Mollusca; Gastropoda; Lepetellida; Haliotidae
Product: toll-like receptor 4
Exons: 1
Coding region: 13-2538 (841 amino acids)
Biological process (GO): immune response; inflammatory response; toll-like receptor signaling pathway
Cellular component (GO): membrane
Molecular function (GO): protein binding; transmembrane signaling receptor activity
Source: RefSeq, a predicted model, not a curated record